Messenger RNA from Verticillium nonalfalfae, 1920 nucleotides. RefSeq lists its product as uncharacterized. NCBI's taxonomy places the organism in Eukaryota, Fungi, Ascomycota, Sordariomycetes, Glomerellales, Plectosphaerellaceae. Gene Ontology annotation, molecular function: protein binding. Gene Ontology annotation, biological process: carbon catabolite repression of transcription. Gene Ontology annotation, cellular component: cell division site; nucleus; cell tip. The record is from RefSeq and is a predicted model, not a curated record. The coding region runs from base 1 to 1920 and encodes 639 amino acids. The transcript is spliced from 9 exons.
AUGUUCAGCGUUCUUCCUCCUCCCCCACGGUAUCCCCAGGCCGGCGCCUACGUCGGCCUGGGCGGUCCCGGAGCCAUGCCCAUGAUCGAGACGAACAAUACCGUCACCAAGCCGGAAGGCCCCGAAUAUCAAUUCCUCGUCGGCGAGGGCACCUACGUCUUGAAAGAAGACCUACACCUUGCGACUCCUCCUCCUCACCCGUCCGAAGCUCCGAUCAUCAACCCCAAUCCGCUCGCCACAAACCCGCAGCCCGCCAGCGUCGGCACCAAGGUGUCUCUCUUGAGGCUAGAUGUGCGGCCGCCUCCGCCGUCCUUCUACCGAGGCCCCUUCGCGAACGGCCUCUCGUCCCUGGCCAAUACGAACACGAGCAUACAAGAACACCCGAGCGAGCGUUACUCGACGGAGGCCGGCAUGAGCAGUGAUGGCGGGAACGGCUCUCUCAGCGAUGCGCCCCAGACGUCCAUGACGCUCGUAUCGGCGCCGGCCUUUGGCGACGGCAACGCGGCCCUGGCACCCAUCAACCCUAAGGAUGUCGGCAAGAAGAAGAAGCCAAAGAACAACAUGACCAAGAGCAACUCGUCAUUCAUCUCCCGCGUUAUCGUCAACGAGAACCUCUCCAAGAAACUAACCGACAGAAAGCCGGAGGGUGUCUUUUGCUUCGCCAACAUCAACCGUGCCUUCCAGUGGCUGGACCUGUCGGCCUGGCAGAAGCAAGAUUAUCUGACCAAGAUUCUGUUCACCAGGGCACAUUGCUUGUGCCACGACAUCAACCCCGUGACGAAGAGCCUGGGCCACAUUGACGUGAUCAUGGGCUUCUCCACGGGCGAGAUCAUCUGGUGGGAGCCAGUGUCUCAGCGCUACACGCGUCUGAAUAAGAAUGGCAUCAUCAACGGCACCCCCGUGUCCGAGAUUCGGUGGAUUCCCGGCUCAGAUAACCUCUUCCUCGCGGGCCACAUGGAUGGCUCGCUUGUGGUGUACGACAAGGAGAAGGAGGAUGCGCCUUUUGUGCCCGAGGAGGAGCUGGCGACGAACGGCGUGGCCAAUGGCGACACCGACGCCACCGACUCUGGCGAGUCCAGCGCGCCCAAGAACGUCAAUCCGAACACGCGAAUCCACAUUUACAAGUCUGUGCACUCCAAGAACCAAAAGGUCAACCCGGUAGCGGCAUGGAAACUUUCCAAUCAGCGCAUCAAUGCAUUUGCCUUUAGCCCUGAUAACCGCCACCUGGCCGUGGUCUCCGAGGAUGGCUCGCUGAGGAUCAUUGACUACCUGAAGGAGGAGCUGCUCGACCUUUACCACUCGUACUACGGCGGCUUGAUCAGCGUGUGCUGGUCGCCUGACGGCAAGUAUGUUCUUACAGGCGGACAAGAUGACCUGAUCUCCAUCUGGUCUGUCAUCGAUCACGCCAUCAUCGCUCGCUGCCAAGGCCAUCAGUCCUGGGUCACCUCGGUGGCGUUUGACCCGUGGCGAUGCGAUGACAAGAACUACCGGUUCGGCAGCGUCGGCGAGGACCGCAGGUUGUGCCUAUGGGAUUUCAACGUCGGCAUGUUGAGCAGGCCAAAGGCGGCGUCCGUCCGCCAACGAGGCUCGAUUUCUUCUCGUUUCCCCGGCUCCACGUCGCUGCAGCGCCUCGAGACAGGCAACACGACGACUAGUGGACGUCUGCGGUCCAACUCUGCCCUCUCGACGGCGGAUAUCGAUGACGACGAGGAGGGCAUCGUCCACCCUGUGGAGCCCCGCUCACACACUGCCAUGCUCCCGCCUGUCAUGUCCAAGGUCAUCCACCCUAGUCCCAUGUGCUGGCUCGAGUUCACCGAGGACUACAUCAUGACGAGCUGCAAGUCUGGUCAUAUCCGCACCUGGAGCAGGCCAACAGAGUCAGCGGUUCCAAAGGACGGAGCAACACAGCCUGCGAAAUAG